AUGGUAGAAGAUGCUGGUGAUAUUUUGAGGUGGAUUCAGGAACAUUUUGCCGAGGCAGUGACGGAACAGCUAGUGGCAACAUUGAGAAGGCUCUAUAAAAAUAAUAAAGAUAAUUUACCAGGAUUCAUCGAGGGCUGUAAUGCAUUUGGAAAAUUGCGAGGACAAGAUGAUUUCAUUCGUCGGCUUUUUGAGAGGCUAGCUGGUGCUGAAAAAGGAUCUUUAAGUGAGGAACAUGUGGUGAAAUCCGAGCCAGCGAGGAAGAAAAGGCUCGGUGAAAUGAGUUCUCGAGUUCCCUUAAACUACGACAGUGAUGACAACGACGACGAUACUGUUGAUAAUUACCCAAAGGAGACACCAGUAAAUGUCAAAUCCAAAUUUAGAAUGAAGGAAGUGAAGAACGAUGGAGAGAUGCCCAGGAUGAAAUUUAAGAAGAUAAAAAAAGAGGUUGCGAAUAAAUUGAAGGAGUACUCUUCAACUGAUGGAAGAUUGUCUAUUUCAAACGGCAAACCGUCCAACAGAUCCAACUCACCAUCUAUAGUUCACGCUCAAGUACCGGAGCUACAAUCUUUUUACAUGAGCAUUUCGCAAGAACCCGAGAAUAAUGACGAUGGCACUGUCGCGAACAGUAGCGAAUCCGACGUUCCAGAGGAAGAACAAUUAAGUGAAGAUCGCGGUUGGUACAAUUGUGAUGACGAUUAUGGGAACCCUGUCUUGGAUGAUUCAGUUAAAACAAAGGAAUUAGAUUUCACGCCAGCUAAUCAGACUUACAUGCGAAAUAAGGAAAAAGCUACUGAUGCAAAUGAUUCUUAUACAGAAAUUCAGGUGUAUGCGUUACCAAUGAGUAGGAGAAAAGAGCUUAUACCACGGUUUCUGCAGCAAUACAUCGAGACGCGUGGAAUCUCCAAUGCUACUUUGAUUGGUUCCUUUUUGCAAUCAUCACGGGAUGGUUUCACAAGUCCUUUCAAAAAUCCUGAUGGUGUUUUUGCAAUAAACGCAAGGAAAGGCAGCAAGCUCGUCGCGAUAAGAAGAUUAGCCAGGGAUCAAAGUAAAAGUUCCAGACAAACAGCCGAGGUUGCAGGUACCGCUGUCGGAAACGUGUUAGGAAUUAAGGAGGAUAAGACUGAAAAUCCAAUAGCAGUGGAAAUCGAUGCAAAAAGUGAUAAAAUUGAGUUAACAAGAGCCGAUAUCGAGCUGUCCAGAAGGAAGCUACCUUCGUAUGCAGCAAAAUCCGCAUUGCUACAGUUGAUUAGAGAUAACCAAAUAAUGGUGAUAAUUGGAGAGACAGGUUCCGGUAAAACGACACAGUUGGCUCAGUAUAUUUAUGAAGCUGGAAUUUGUGCAGGCGGUCAGCUGAUCGGAUGCACUCAACCUCGAAGAGUGGCGGCAAUAUCUGUUGCAAAACGAGUUGCAUUGGAAAUGGACGCGGAGUUGGGACAAGAAGUUGGAUAUGCUAUAAGGUUUGAAGAUGAAACAUCAGAAAAAACAAAGAUUAAAUUCAUGACUGAUGGUAUUCUACUCCGAGAAGCUCUUUUGGAUGAAACUCUGGAAAAAUAUGGUUGCAUUGUAAUAGAUGAAGCUCAUGAGCGCUCUUUGAACACAGACAUUGUAUUGGGAAUGCUGAAAAGACUGCUAUCGCGGAGAAGGGAUCUUAAAGUUAUCAUUACUUCGGCAACAAUGAAUGCAGCUAAGUUUUCAAAGUUUUUUGGCUCAGCACCUCUUUUUACUAUACCGGGAAGAACUUAUCCAAAAAAGUUGAUUUAUUCUAAAAGCCCUGUCGAGGACUACGUAGAAGCGGCUGUAAUGCAGACAGUUAGCAUUCAUGUGUCUACCGAGAUUGAUAGCGGAGAUAUUCUAAUCUUCAUGACAGGCCAAGAAGAUAUUGAAGCAACGUUUGAUGCUAUCAAGGAAAGACUAGCAGAAGUAUACUCCAGAAACUCUUCUAUCUCUACUUUCAACGAUAUAGAUAACGUCGAAAUAUUCACCAUAUACUCCGCUCUACCAGGAGAUAUUCAAAAUCGAAUAUUUGAGAGUUUGCCAAGCGGAAAGAGAAAAAUAGUUAUUGCCACUAAUAUUGCUGAAACGUCCCUUACAAUUGAUGGUAUUAGAUAUGUUAUUGACCCCGGAUAUGCUAAAAUGAAGAUUUAUAAUUCAAGGAUUGGUCUUGAUAGUUUAACAGUGUGUCCGAUCGCACGAGCAAACGCGGAUCAACGUUCUGGGAGGGCUAGCCGUACGUCGCCCGGUACAACCUAUAGACUAUAUCCGGAAAGUACUGUCGAAGAGGAUAUGUUUGCGCAAACCAUUCCAGAAAUUCAGCGGACAAACCUCUCAAACACGGUACUUCUACUUAAAACUUUGGGAAUCGACGAUAUAAUGGAGUUUCCGUUUAUAGAUGCACCUCCAUUGCAAACAUUUUUGUCAUCUCUUUACGAGCUGUUCUUUAUUGGCGCCUUAGAUGCCAGUGGAAAAUUGACAUCUUUAGGUGUUGCAAUGUCGAGAUUUCCGCUUCAACCAUCUUUGAGUAAAAUAUUGCUCAUUGCUUCCCAAAACGGCUGCAGUGAAGAGAUGCUUACCAUCGUUUCAAUGCUAUCAGUUCCCCAGGUUUUCUAUAGGCCAAAAGAGAGGAUGAGAGAGUCUGAUUUAUCUAGACGUCGAUUUUUUGUUGCUGAAUCAGACCAUCUUACACUCUUAAAUGUUUAUUCACAGUGGAAGUGUAACAAGUACUCACACAGAUGGUGUAACAAAUACUUUUUGCAUUAUAAAUCAUUGCAAAGAGCAAGAGAAAUUCGAGAACAGUUGAAGAAAAUCAUGGCCAAGAAUAGGAUCAAACUGGUAUCGGCAGGGCCAGAUUGGAGUAUCAUAAGAAAAUGUAUUUGCUCGGGAUUUGCUCAACAAUGUGCUAAGAGAUCUGGUUUGAGUAAAUAUGUUCACUUGAAGACGGGAAUGGAUAUACAGCUUCAUCCCACAAGUGCAUUAUACGGGAUGGGUGACCUUCCAUCAUACAUCAUAUACCAUGAGCUUUUAAUGACAAAGACAGAGUAUGCAUGUUGCGUAACUGCUGUGGAUCCUUUUUGGUUAAUGGAAUACGGAGCACUGCUCUACGAUAUUAAGAGAGUAGCUUAUGUCAACGACUCGCAGAGGAUCACUCAAGUAGAUGUUCAAUCUGGAAAUCUUCCGCAAAAGGAAGAUGAACUCGAGCACAGGCUGAAGAGAUGUAUUGCUGAAAAGACCCGUUUAAUUCAGACUUUGAAACUACAGCAAGACUCGAAAGAUAUCAUUCCCAAAAGCGAAAUUAGUACCUCAAAUAAAAAGAAGCAAAGACACACAGCACAUAUUGGAUUGAAGAGAAAACGGCCUUUUUGA
Zygotorulaspora mrakii is the source of this 3360-nucleotide messenger RNA. It is a transcript of the gene PRP16, whose product is annotated as DEAH-box RNA helicase PRP16. The transcript has a single exon. The coding region runs from base 1 to 3360 and encodes 1119 amino acids. Gene Ontology annotation, biological process: mRNA splicing, via spliceosome. Gene Ontology annotation, cellular component: spliceosomal complex; intracellular anatomical structure. The record is from RefSeq and is a predicted model, not a curated record. Gene Ontology annotation, molecular function: ATP hydrolysis activity; ATP binding; RNA binding. Lineage: Eukaryota; Fungi; Ascomycota; Saccharomycetes; Saccharomycetales; Saccharomycetaceae.